CAACUAUCAAACUAUUGAAACCACUAUUCAGUCGACCAGACACUUUUGAACAGAUGUCUGAAGAUGCUGUUGGAAAUUUAAAGACAACGGUUGUAAAGCCUAUAGUUUAUGGAAAUGUUUCACGUUAUCUAGGCAAAAAGCGUGAAGAAGAUGGACGAACCCAUCAAUGGACUGCGUUUCUCCGACCGUACAAUACAAGCGAAGACUUGUCAACAUUUAUCAGAAAAGUUCAGUUUAAAUUGCAUGAAAGUUAUUCAAAUCCCAUACGCAUUGUUAACAAACCACCGUUUGAGCUUACGGAAACUGGCUGGGGAGAGUUCGACAUUACGAUGAAAGUUAUGUUCACUGAUCCCAAUGAGAAGCCUUUGAUAAUAACUCAUCUCAUUAAGUUGUUUCAUUGUGACCAUGAAAUAAUGAUGGGUCAUAAAAGCCUAGUCAGGGAGAUCUAUGACGAAAUGGUUUUUGUUGAUCCUUCUCCAUCCUUUUAUCGGGCAUUGAUGAGCAGAUCUCAAAUUCCUCCAAACGUACCAACAAUCGCACACGAAACUGAUUUUAAAGAAACAAAGCGCCAAGCCUUAUGUUCUAUACAAGAACUAAAUAAAAAAGUUACUGAGGCGAUUGAAGUCUAUAAAAAGCAGCUUAUUUCAAGGAAAGGAAUUAUUGAAGAAGUUAAGUCCAUCGUGAACGAGGUAGAUUCUGCGACCGUUGGGACUAUCUUUCAGUAAAUGUUAAUACGUAGAUAUGUACAUAUGAUUUUUUAUUGAUAGCUAACAUAAUGCCCUUUCAAGAUACAAAAUACAUUUUGAAAUGGCAUUCCAAAUAAUUUCCAUGUUGUAACUUACAUCUUUUAUAUAUUUCAGGGACCCAUAAAAU
This is a messenger RNA of Schistosoma turkestanicum, 873 nucleotides long. The record is from the annotation of a GenBank genome assembly. NCBI's taxonomy places the organism in Eukaryota, Metazoa, Platyhelminthes, Trematoda, Strigeidida, Schistosomatidae.